Hemicordylus capensis (graceful crag lizard) is the source of this 849-nucleotide messenger RNA. RefSeq lists its product as uncharacterized. NCBI's taxonomy places the organism in Eukaryota, Metazoa, Chordata, Lepidosauria, Squamata, Cordylidae. The coding region runs from base 1 to 849 and encodes 282 amino acids. The record is from RefSeq and is a predicted model, not a curated record. The transcript is spliced from 6 exons.
AUGCUACUGAAAGUUUCUGGAAUGCUGCAAAGCCUGCGGACCCUCCUGUGUAACCCUAGGCCCAGGUCUGGUGAACAAGGACGAAGCAGCAAAAGAAAAGAAGAGGGUGCCACAGUUCCCGUGGCUGCUUACCCUAAGAGCUGGCACUUCCUAGCCUGCUGCAGAAAAGCAAGACACCACCAGGAACCUGAACAGCAGCGGAGUUCUGGCAUCAGCACUCCACCAGCCCCACCCAGACCCAAGUGGUAUCAUCUGUCCAGGAAGAGGGAGGCUGUCGCUGUCGAGGAUGGGAGAGAUGCACAGAAACACAGGAAAAGCUCCAGAGGACUUGAAAACCAGUCUGGAGAUCCAUUAGUCAGCAGUCUGCACUGCUCCCCUUUCUCCGCCACCUCCUACAAGUCUGAGCUGGAGGACUGGAAAGUGGAUGAGGAUCUCAUGGAAAUCAUACACAGGCAUAUGGAGGACAGAGAGGAGAGAGCCAACAAUCAGGAUGAGGAUGUCCAUUUCCUCGCGGUCCUCUGUGCUUGCUGCAAGGCUGCAUAUAAGAGCGGCCAGGAGACUCUGGAUCUCCCCUACAGCAAAGGAGAAUUGCUAAAGGAAAUCGUGGUGGUGAUGGAGAAGUCCCCUGUGCAGUCUGGGCCUACCAUUCUCCUGCUUUAUGCCAUGGCUGCCGUCUCCUGCCUCAGCAAAAUCAAGCCUCCAACUGACCCAGAGCUAGAGUCUGCGAUCCUGCGCUUCGCUGUUCACGGGGUCAUAAAGGUGCAAGCAGGACAUGUCCACAAACAGGUACAUUCUUAUGGAAUUCAUCAAUGUUCCGGCAAACACACCUCCUGGAGGCAUGAUUGUUAA